CAAUCAGAUGGCCGCCAGAGCACUGUCCGUCGCUCGGCGCGGACUCCAACGCCACCACAGCAUCUACCAGAGGACAUCAGCGCGUCUGCUUCGUCGCUUCAGCUCGGCAAGGGAAGCUGCCAGAUCACCCGAGGAGGCAUCCUCCGACUCAUCGAAUUCAGCCGACGUGAGCUGGGACGUGACGGGCAACCUGAAGCACAAGCUGCACGGCUCUCGGCCGCUGGUCAUGGUCAUUCACCCGGUGCUAAAGGGCAAGCGGAAGAGGGAGAUCCUGUGGGACGCUGAGGAGGCGCUGGGGCUGGUCAGGGCAGCGCAUUGGGACCCGCUGCCUGGACCUACUGAACCUGCAAGUGCGUGAAAUGUAGGGGUGGCAAGGCAAGGCAAGAUGACGGUGGCUGCAUAGCCUGUGUGUGUGUGUGUGUGUGCAGAUGGGUGGAAUCAGAAUGAGCUUGCCAAAGUGGGUCACCUGCAACGGCUCGUGCAGGAGGGCAACCUCACGCUGCCCAAGGAAUGGCACUUCCAUCGGUCAGUCAGGCACCAAGACACGCGCAGGACUGCCCCAUCAGCCAGGUCCUUUCUCUUCCCAUCAGGACGAUGCGUGACGAUGACGAGAACACCGAUGAGGAGAGCGGCGACGAAGAUCUCGACCCCAAUGAGGCGGCGUGGCGCAACUCCACACUGAGGCGGCAGUGGGCCGAGUCGUGCUGUGUCAGAGUGCGGCAGGUCCACCCCGGCAACUUCUUCCAAAAAGGCAAAGUAAGGAGGAAAGACACACACACAGAUACACACCGACGAUCCGCGCACUUGUCCUUUCCUCUGCUUGCAGCUGGAGGAGCUCGCCAUGAUCUACACGUACCAGCCGGCCCAUUACGUCUUCGUCAACUCGUCCCUCACCGGCACGCAGCAGCGCAACCUCGAGCUCAUCUUCAAGAACGCCCUCAACGUGUGGGCGGCCCGCAAGAUGGAGCGCAAGGAGCUGCCCAUCGCCGGCCUCGUCCACUCCGCCACCAGCAUCGCCGCCAACACCACAGAGCUCGACAUUCUCGCACAGGACCGGCUGAAGCUGCAGGCCGACAGCGGCAAGGCACUCGUCGGCACAGAGGGGCAGGCGGACGCCCUUGCGCAGAUCGGUGCGGACCAUCUGGGCGAGGCGGUGGCGCCGGUGGAUGAGACUGAGGAAGAGAUUGACGAGAGGAGGGGGGCGGCGACGAGGGUGGAGGUGGUGGACCGCAACAGAGUGGUGCUGGAGAUAUUCGCUCUGAGAGCGAGAACCAGACAGGCCAUACUGCAGGUAGGUCGGUCAGACGCAGACGCACGCCCACCUAGAUGCUAUGUGGCGGCACAUUGCUGUCUGGGUGUGUGUUGUGUGUUGUGUGUUGCUGUGUGUCGUGUAGGUUGCUCUCGCUCGUACCAACUACUUCAAGUCUCGCCUUUCCCUCAACACGCCCAACCGGUUCAAGCAGCUGCUCAUGUCCGUCAAGGCAGCUGCAGGUGUCCAAAGCACCGUAAGCACCAGAGACACACAUACAGACAGACAGACAGACAGACAGAAGCACCAACACAACAAGCCACACGCACAAGUGGCAAGGAGUGUAUCUCUGUUUAUGUGUGCAGUAUGCCGAUUGGGUGGAGGACGUAAGCACGACCUACCACCUGGGAGACGGCGAGCAGAUCGGCGAGUACGAGGGGCGCCUGCUAGAGAUAGCCAUGACCAAGCUGCGUGCACAGCUGGAGGAGGUCAAGAAGGCCAGGAAGCUGCAGAGAGAGGCCAGGAGGGGGGCGGGGACGGUGGCUUUGGUUGGCUACACCAACGUAGGCAAGACGGCCAUCAUGAACCGGCUGACGGGCAGCGACCUGCGUGUGCGGGACGUGCUCUUCCAAACACUCGACACAACCAUGCGGAAGGUCCGCCUGCCCUCGGGCACUAAGGCCAUUCUGGUAGGCGGGCUCAGCAAAACACGUGACGUGUCUGCUGGAGGCGAGGCGAGGCGUGUGUGUGUAGGUUGAUUCGGUUGGGUUCAUCCAAGACCUGCCUCACGCCCUGUAUGACGCGUUCCAGGCCACUUUGGAGGAGACGAUCAACGCCGACGUGCUGCUGCACGUGAGGGACGUUUCGCACCCCCAGUGGGAGAUGCACAAGCAGGUGGUCCUCGACUCUCUGCACGACUGCGGCAUGUCGCUCGAACGCCUCAGCUCCAAUGUGGUUGAGGUCUGGAACAAAGUCGACCUCCUCGACGAGGUGAGGAGAGACACAUGUAUUCGGGAGGUCUCUCUGUAUGCGUGUGUGUGUGGUGUGUGGUAGGAGGGGUUUCGGUCGAUGCUGUCAGAGCUGCCCCCCAACGCCGUGCCCGUGUCAGCCAUGGACGCAUCGGGCCUCGACGUCCUUCUCAAGGUGAUUAUAUGACCACGGCGGGACAGAACGACACCACCCCACAUCAUCCACCAACGCGCUGCACUCAUUCCCUUCCUUGGCUCAUUUGUUCAGUUGCUGGACCAGGUGGUCAACUCGGUGUUGUCCCGGUCGACCAUCACACUACGGCUGCCCGUCCGUGAGGUGCAGGAAAGGAUGCGUGUGCUCAACAGGCUGGGCAUCACCAUCUCCUACGGCCGGUCGCUGGACGCCGGGAUGACGUCCGACUCUGAGGGGUGGCGGGAGACCUUCGCCAAGGAGGAUGAGGACGAAGAGGGCGGCAUCCGUGUGUCGGAGGACGGACAAAGUGUGCUGGUGGAUGUGAUUGCUGACUACCCCGCUUUGGCCAGGUAUGAGGCCUUGUACGAGAAGAGGGGAGGGGAGCCUGGGGAGGGGAGGUGAUGUGACGGCCACUAGUGUAGGUGGGGGAGGGAGACGAC
Vitrella brassicaformis is the source of this 2850-nucleotide messenger RNA. NCBI's taxonomy places the organism in Eukaryota, Vitrellaceae. The record is from the annotation of a GenBank genome assembly.